Messenger RNA from Clonostachys solani, 1704 nucleotides. NCBI's taxonomy places the organism in Eukaryota, Fungi, Ascomycota, Sordariomycetes, Hypocreales, Bionectriaceae. The record is from the annotation of a GenBank genome assembly.
CCAUUCUCCCGUGCGGAAAAUCGCAAGACAUAUUCCCCCCCCUCAGCCAAGUGCUAUGAUGAUGAAUCUCAAGGCCGGUGGGGUGCUGAUUGGCCCUGUCACAGGCAUGUCCGUGAGCCACACAGACAUAAUACAGAAUUCUCAAUCUUCUCAUUGUGCGGAGCCCCCGGAUGGGUUGAGUCCCCUUCAAUUUUCCAAGGCAAGUUGCCCCAGACCUAUGUCCAUUCUCCAUAUUCCUAUCGUUUCCAAUCAAAGAACUCGUUUCCAAUACAGUCCUGGCAGUGGAAAAAACUACAUGUCGUUUGUACCGGUUUCUACUGCGCCUUCAAUGGCAACCUAGGAACUUCGGCUCCAUCAGGGGCCAUGACAGUGCUCGCGUCCUAUUUUAGCAUUUCGAGCCGAUCGCAACUGGCUUUGCUUAACUCGCUAUACAUGUUAGGUUAUGUUAUUGGCCCCCUGAUCUGGGGACCCUUAAGCGAGCACAUUGGUCGUAAGCCAGUCAUGGCCGCUACGUAUCUUACCUAUGUCGUCUUCUCGAUAGCUUGCGCUGCAGCACCGAGUUGGCCAGCAUUGCUUGUCUUUCGCGUCCUGUGUGGCUUGAGCGCUGCAGCACCGAACUUUGUCUCAAGCGGCCUCUACGCUGACAUAUUUGACCAGCCAUCAAGCCGAGGCAUUGCCAUGUCACUUUUCAUGUUCUUCACCUCCCUCGGACCGUUCCUUGCGCCACUACUAUCCGGGACCUUCGCUGAAAUGUCCUGGCGUUGGUCAUUUUGGAUUGCAGUCAUCAUCUCAUUACCUGGCGUGCCGUUGGUAAUUAUGUUACCGGAAACGUACGCACCCGUCAUCUACGCCAAGCGGACGCAGGGCCGAUCGUUGUUCUUCUUCUUCUUUCCACGCCCCGCUCUAGUCCCAGAAAAUCUCGCAUCGUCAACUACAUUCAGCGCCAGAGACACUUUUCUGAGACCAUUUCAUCUUUUCUUUACAAUACCCAAACUCUUAUUCUCGUCGCUUUAUACAGCCUUGGCAUACGCCAUCAUGUAUCUUGUUUUCCAAGCAUAUCCUGUUAUCUUCGAAGAGUCGCUGGAUUGGCAUAUAUACCACGUGGGCGCUCUCUAUGUGGAACUGUUUCAAGCGACAGUGCAUGAGCUGACAUUGCGGGUAGUGAUAGUCGGUGCCUGCAUUGCGUUUAGCAUCUUUGCUGCUUAUACUCGUUGGCACAUGCUGGCUUCCCAGUCUGGCACACGAUGGACAACUAAGGAGGCAUAUCGUCGUCUUCCGUUGGCCUGUCUCGCUUCACCACUCAUGGUUCUUGGAAUGUUCUGGCUUGGAUGGACGUCGGGUAAAUCGCUACCACCAAUCCUUCCCAUGCUGUCUGGCUUGUUUUUUGGUACUGGGUAUCUGCUGCUGUUUAUGUCAAUGCUCAACUAUAUUAGCGACACACUCCCUGAAUUCGCCGCGUCAGCACAGGCUGUGGCGGCGACCAUUCGAUCAAUUGGAGCCGCUUGCUUGCCCCUGGCAGCCGGUCCGAUGUAUGCACAGUUCGGUGUGCGCUGGGCUCCCUCAUUGUUAGCAUUCAUUUCAUUGGCCAUGGGCGUGAUCCCUUUCAUAUUUAUACUCAUGGACGUAAAGGUACAAAAAAGGGCUGAAAACAAGAAGACCGGUGUAGUCGAUGAAGAGAGCACGGGAGAAACUCUAAUUGCAUAA